This is a messenger RNA of Pelobates fuscus (common spadefoot toad), 12194 nucleotides long. It is a transcript of the gene SMG1, whose product is annotated as SMG1 nonsense mediated mRNA decay associated PI3K related kinase. The transcript is spliced from 63 exons. NCBI's taxonomy places the organism in Eukaryota, Metazoa, Chordata, Amphibia, Anura, Pelobatidae. Gene Ontology annotation, biological process: protein phosphorylation; nuclear-transcribed mRNA catabolic process, nonsense-mediated decay. Gene Ontology annotation, cellular component: nucleus. The coding region runs from base 131 to 11101 and encodes 3656 amino acids. Gene Ontology annotation, molecular function: protein serine/threonine kinase activity; protein binding. The record is from RefSeq and is a predicted model, not a curated record.
AGCAGUGAGCGCCCUGCUGCCGCCUCCUUCCCCAGGAAGCAGGAACCGAAACAAGUGGAUCUGCCGUUCCCGUCCGAGUGCCCUCCCCCCCCGGCUCCCCGCCGCUGGCCAUGCCGGCUCGGAGAAGGUAAUGAGCCGCAGAGCCCAGGGGUCUCGGCUGAGCAGCGGCAGCACCAAGCAGUACCAGCGGGGCUGGAAUGACUGGCAGCACAGAUCUGAUAGUACUCCAGCCGACCAGGACAAUUUAAAGUAUUCUACUUCCCGAGACCGAGGCAAUUCUGCCUCCUAUGGAUCGCACACUCAAAGUUCAGCCGGAGUUCCACGACACAAGCAUGAUGAUAUCAGGGUUCAGACUGACAUUCAUAAUGAAGAGGAAGAUAGCUACAAUGUCAAUGGAGGAUCUGGAGAAAAUGCUUUUGGUCGGAAGUCGCUGGGGCAAGAGCUGAGGGUUAACAAUGUGAGCCCUGAUUUCACCACUGUCCAGCAUGGAAACCGUGCUUUAGCAUCUAAAGAAAUGAGGAAAUCCCAGGAUCGAUCGCUGUCUUAUUCUGAUGAGUCCCGACUGUCAAAUCUUCUUCGGAGGAUUACCCGGGAAGAUGACAGGGACCGAAGACUAGCUACAGUUAAGCAACUGAAAGAAUUCAUUCAGCAGCCAGAAAACAAAAUGGUGCUGGUUAAACAACUUGACAAUAUCCUGACCGCUAUAAAUGACGUGCUAAAUGAAAGUAGCAAGCUGCUUCAGGAAUUGCGACAGGAGGGCGCGCUGUGCCUUGGCUUACUUUGUGCUUCUUUGAGUUAUGAAGCAGAGAAGAUCUUUAAGUGGAUUUUUAGCAAAUUUAGCUCAUCGUCUAAGGAUGAAGUGAAAAUUCUUUUUCUAUGUGCCACUUACAAAGCUCUAGAAACUGUGGGGGAAAAGAAAGCAUUUUCAUCUGUAAUGCAGUUGGUUAUGACUAGCCUGCAAUCAAUUUUGGAAAAUGUUGAUACACCCGAGCUGCUGUGUAAAUGUGUGAAGUGUAUUUUACUUGUGUCCCGAUGCUACCCUCAUAUUUUCAGUACAAAUUUCAGGGACACAGUUGAUAUUUUGGUUGGGUGGCACAUUGAUCACACUCAGAAACCAUCUCUCACACUUCAAGUGUCAGGGUGGCUGCAGAGUUUGGAGCCAUUUUGGGUAGCAGAUCUAGCAUUUUCCACUACUCUGUUGGGGCAGUUUCUGGAAGACAUGGAGGCUUAUGCUGAAGACUUGGGCCAUGUGGCCUCUGGAGAAUCUGUUGAUGAAGAUAUUCCUCCUCCUUCUGUCUCUUUACCCAAGCUUGCUGCUCUUCUUCGAGUAUUCAGUACAGUUGUGCGUAGUAUUGGGGAACGAUUUAGUCCCAUUCGAGGACCGCCCAUCACUGAAGCCUAUGUUACCGAUAUCCUUUAUCGCGUUAUGAGAUGUGUGACUGCUGCCAACCAGGUGUUCUCUUCUGAAGCUGUGCUAACUGCUGCCAAUGAGUGUGUUGGUGUUCUGCUUGGUAGCAUGGACCCCAGCAUAACGAUUCACUGUGAGAUGGUUAUUACAUACGGGUUGGAUCAACUGGAGAACUGUCAGACAUCUUGUACUGAUUACAUAAUCUCUGUUCUGUACCUGCUCACUUUGAUUGUUGAGCAAAUUAACACAAAAUUACCAUCAUCGUUUGUGGAGAAGCUGUUUGUCCCAGACUCAAAACUGCUUGCGUUACGGUACCAUAAAGAGAAGGAGGUGAUUGGAGCAGCGCAUGCAGUAUAUCAAGCAGUAUUGUCUCUGAAGAACAUUCCUGUCCUGGAGACUGCGUAUAAGUUGAUUUUGGGAGAAAUGACGUGUGCAUUAAAUAGCCUACUGAACUGUUUGCAACUACCUGAAGCCUGUUCUGAAAUCCAACACGAAGCUUUCAAGAAUCAUUCGUUUACUGUGGACAAUGCAAAGUUUGUCUUCAUAUUUGACCUUAGUGUGUUGACAACAAUUGGGAAUGCAAAGAAUUCAUUAAUUGGCAUGUGGGCUUUGUCCCCCACCAUGUUUGCAUUGCUGAGUAAGAAUAUAAUGGUCGUACACAAUGACAUAGCCACCCACUAUCCAGCUGUGCAAUAUUCUGUUCUCUACACAUUAUAUUCACACUGUACUAGACAUGACCAUUUUAUUUCCAGUAGUCUCAGUUCCUCUUCUCCAUCUUUAUUUGAUGGAGCAGUGAUCAGUACAGUUACCACUGCCACAAAGAAGCAUUUCUCUGUGAUUCUGAACCUUGUGGGAAUGCUGCUAAAGAAAGAUAAUCUGAGCCAAGAUGCGAGGAAACUUUUAAUGUUGUGGGCUUUGGAAGUUGCCACGCUGAUGAAGAAAUCUGACACCUACGCUCCAUUAUUCUCCUUGUCCUCUUUCUACACAUUCUGCAAAGGAAUCCUGGCCAAUACACUUUUUGAAGAUGUGACAAUCAGCUUACAAGCUUGUAACAGCCUACAUAUCUUAUCCUCAUCGUUGCCAGAAGAUCUUCUGCAGAGGUGUGUAGACGUGUGUCGUGUUCAGCUCAUGUCCAGUACAUCAAGGGUCAGACAAGCUUUUGGGAAACUUCUGAAGUCUAUUCCCCUAGACAUUGUCUUAAGCAACACCAACCACACUGAAAUGCAGGAAAUCUCCACUGCAAUAAGAAACCACAUGAACAAAUCUCCCAGCAACACAUUCCACCCACAAGACUUCUCCGAUGUCGUUAGUUUUAUCCUGUAUGGGAGUUCUCAUAGAUCUGGGAAAGAUAAUUGGUUGGAAAGGUUAUUCCACAGCUGCCAGCGAUUAGACAAACCAGAUGUAUCACCCAUUCCCCGCAAUCUAUUGAAGACCGAUGCUGUGCUGUGGCAAUGGGCAGUGUGGGAGGCAGCUCAGUUUACAGUUCUCUCAAAGCUGCGAACACCACUGGGAAGGGCACAAGAUACGUUCCAAACUAUUGAAGGUAUUAUCCGAAGCCUGGCAGCUCAUACUCUGAACCCAGAUCAAGAUGUUGCUCAGUGGACCACUGCAGACAAUGACGAGGGACAUGGUAACAACCAGUUGAGGCUGGUCCUCCUCCUUCAGUAUUUGGAGAACUUAGACAAGCUGAUGUACAAUGCUUAUGAAGGAUGUGCCAAUGCAUUGACUUCGCCUCCAAAGGUCAUCAGAACUUUCUUCUACACUAACCGUCAAACAUGCCAGGACUGGCUCACACGAAUACGAAUUGCUAUCAUGCGGGUGGGAUUGCUGGCUGGUCAGCCCGCUGUAACUGUCAGGCAUGGGUUUGAUUUACUCGCAGAAAUGAAGAGCAACUGUGUGCACCAGGGUACGGAGUUUGAAUUGACCGUAAUGAUGGUAGUUGAAGCUUUGUGUGAACUUCAAUGCCCAGAAGCUAUCCAAGGUCUGACUGUAUGGUCCUCAGCUGCCACUGGAAAAAGCCUUUCUUGGAUCAAUUCUGUGGCUCUACAAGCUGAUGGGAGGUUUGAGAAGGCAGCUGUUGAGUAUCAAGAACAUUUGUGUGCCAUGACGGGAGUUGAUUGCAGUACUACAGGUUUUGAUAAAUCCAUUUUGAAAUUGGCAAAUUUCAGUGGCAAUACUGCAAGCCCAAAGCAUUCAAAUGGUGAUGCCCGUAAAACUGUUCUUUCAAAACCAAGUGACCCACUGCCCGAGGUAAUCAAUUACUUGGGUAACAAGGCUUGCGAAUGCUACAUUGCAAUUGCAGACUGGGCUGCAGCCCAAGAAUGGCAGAACACCAUGCAUGACCUCAAGAAGAGCUCCUCAGGGACUUGUAUAAAUCUUAAAUCAGACUUCAACUACAUAAAAGCUCUAACUACAUUUGAUUCUGGAGAGUUCCUGGAAUGUACAGGACAACUAGAGCUGCUCCCUGGAGAAAAUCUGAAUCUGCUGUCUGUGGGAUCAAAGGAAAAAAUAGACAUGAAGAAGCUUCUUCCCUGUCUGCUCAGCCCAGACCCAAGAGAGCUACAAAAAUGUAUUGAAGUCCAACUUCUGAGAAGUUCAGUGUGCUUCAGCUCUGCUGUAACAGAAGAGGAACAAGAACAGAAGUGGCAGCCCAUUGUUGAAAAUCUUUCUAAAUACCUGAAGCAAACUGCACGGAUUGCAAUGGGACCCCUAAGACUUUCUACACUGGCUGUGUCUCAGUCCCUGCCUUUGUUGGGAACAUUACAACUAUACUGCUCCUCCGCUUUAGAGAGUACAGUGUCAACUAAACUUUCAUCCGAGGAUUGUCUGAUACCUCUAUUCAGUGAAGCCUUACGUUCAUGCAAACAGAAUGAUGUGAGGCCAUGGAUAAAUGCCCUCAGAUACACCACCUUUCAAAACCAGCUCACUGAUAAAAUCCAAGAUCAGACCUUAUCAGUAAAAGUUCAUCUGAUGGAGAUGGGACUAACUGCGGCAAAAUGUUCUCGCAAACGUGGGAAUGUCACUCUGGCUACAAGGUUGUUAGCCCAGUGUAGUGACAGCCAGCUUGUGCAGGUUACAAAUGCCCAAGACUUAGUCAAUCAUUUCAAAAAGCUUUCUAUCCAGGGACAAAUGGAUGAGAAGUGGGGUCCUGAACUUGACAUUGAAAAGGCUAAAAUGCUCUAUGUAGCAGGCCAGUCUACUCAUGCCAUGGAGAUGCUAAGUUCCUGUGCCAUUUCCUUCUGUAAAUCAGCAAAAGCAGAAUAUGCCGUGGCAAAAUCUAUCCUUACUCUUGCGAAAUGGAUUCAAGCAGACUGGAAAGAAAUAUCAGGGCAAAUGAAGCAAGUGUACAGAGCACGCCAGCAGCCAAAUGUCACUGGCCUCUCCACUCUGGCUAAAAAUGUACACACACUGAUUGACUUGCCACCUGUGAAUGUCAUGGAAGAGGAAUAUCCACGAAUCGAAAGUGAAUCUACAGUGAGUAUCGGUGUGGGAGAACCUGAUUUUGUUCUGGGGCAGCUAUAUCACUUAUCCUCUGUCCAAGCUCCUGAUGUUGCCAAGUCCUGGGCAGCAUUGGCCAGCUGGGCGUACAGAUGGGGAAGGAAGGUGGUAGACAAUGCCAGCCAAGGGGAAGGAGUGAAAUUAUUGCCAAGAGAAAAAUCUGAAGUACAAGAGCUUCUGCCUGACAACGUUUCUGAAGAAGACAAAGAAAAAAUAUAUGGUAUUCUUGGGCAAGCCAUGUGUCGACCAGCUGGCAUUCAGGAUGAAGACUUGUCUCUUCAAAUCACUGAAAAUGAGGAUAAUGAUGAGAACAACGCUGUGGAUGUGAUUUGGAGGCAGCUAUUGUCAAGCUGCCCGAGGCUGGCAGAUAUGAACGAGGCUGCAUCAGAUGGUCUUAUCAAAGUGUGGAGGAAAGUCGUAGACCGAAUCUUCAGUCUGUACAAAUUAUCCUGCAGUGCAUACUUCACCUUCUUAAAACUGAAUGCCGGGCGGGUUUCUCUUGAUGAAGAUGAUCCUCGCCAGCAUCUUAAUAGCCCUUCCAAACAGAGUUCUGAUGAUGUCAUUGUGAUGGCAACAUUACGUUUACUAAGACUGCUUGUCAAACAUGCCGGGGAACUUAGACAGUACCUGGAACAAGGUCUAGAGACUACACCCACUGCUCCCUGGAGGGGUAUAAUUCCUCAACUCUUCUCUCGUCUCAAUCACCCUGAAGUCUAUGUUCGGCAGAGCAUCUGCAAUUUAUUGUGUCGUGUGGCCCACGAUUCACCAUAUCUCAUCUUGUACCCUGCUAUAGUUGGUAGCAUCUCACUUAGCAAUGAAUCUCAGUCUUCAGGAACCAAGCUUUCUUCGGCUAUCCCCACUCUACUUCGUAAUAUACAGGAUGAGGAGCUGAUGGGCGCUGAAUGUGGAGAUGAGAGUCCACCAGCUUCACAAGAAAGCAAUCGGGAAGAACUAAAGAAUGGUCUGAAUGAGGACCAAGCCAUGAUGCAGGAUUGUUACAGCAAGAUUGUGGACAAGUUAUCCUCUGCCAACCCAACAAUGGUGUUACAGGUGCAAAUGUUAGUUGCUGAGCUGCGAAGGGUUACUGUUCUAUGGGACGAGCUCUGGCUUGGAGUCCUGCUGCAGCAACAUAUGUACGUUCUGAGACGUAUACAGCAACUGGAGGAUGAAGUGAAGAGAGUGCAGAACAACAACACCCUUCGCAAAGAGGAGAAGAUUGCAAUUAUGCGUGAAAAGCACACUGCACUGUUGAAGCCCAUUGUAUUUGCCUUGGAGCAUGUUUGUAGCAUUACUUCAGCUCCAGCAGAGACUCCCCAUGAAAAAUGGUUCCAAGACAACUAUGGAGAGGCAAUUGAAAAUGCCUUAGAAAAACUCAGAAAUCCCUCAAAUCCUGCAAAUCCGGGAAAUAGCUGGUUGCCUUUCAAGCAGGUUAUGCUGAGCUUACAGCAGAGAGCUCAGAAGCGUGCCAGUUACCUCUUACGUUUGGAAGAAAUCAGUCCCUGCCUUGCUGCAAUGACAAACACCGAAAUCGCCCUACCAGGAGCAGUGUCAGACAGGGACACAAUUACAAUUCACAGCGUGGGGAGCACAAUAACAAUACUGCCGACUAAAACAAAACCCAAAAAAUUCAUCUUUUUGGGUUCAGAUGGAAAAAACUACCCCUAUCUCUUUAAAGGUUUGGAAGACUUGCAUCUCGAUGAAAGAAUUAUGCAAUUUCUCUCUAUUGUAAACACCAUGUUUGCAACAAUUAAUUGCCAGGAGUCUCCCCAUUUUCAUGCAAGACACUACUCAGUCACACCUCUGGGCACUCGAUCUGGGCUCAUUCAGUGGGUUGAUGGAGCUACCCCUCUCUUUGGCCUUUACAAACGGUGGCAGCAGAGGGAAGCUGCUUUACAAGCACAGAAGGCUCAAGAUUCCUAUCAGACUCCCCAAAAUCCAGCCAUGGUCCCACGUCCCAGCGAGCUGUAUUACAGCAAAAUUAGCCCUGCCCUUAAGGCAGUAGGGAUGAGCUUGGAUGUGUCCCGUCGAGAUUGGCCUCUUAACGUCAUGAAGUCCGUACUGGAAGAACUAAUGGAAGCUACACCCCCGAACCUCCUUGCUAAAGAACUAUGGUGUUCCUGUGCAACACCUGACGAAUGGUGGAGAGUUACACAGUCCUAUGCCAGAUCCACAGCUGUGAUGUCAAUGGUUGGCUACAUCAUUGGCCUUGGAGAUAGACAUCUGGAUAAUGUUCUCAUUGACAUGACAACUGGUGAAGUCGUCCACAUCGAUUACAAUGUCUGUUUUGAAAAAGGAAAGAGUCUCCGGGUACCAGAGAAGGUUCCAUUCCGAAUGACACAGAAUAUUGAGAGUGCGCUAGGAGUAACAGGAGUGGAGGGUGUUUUCCGUCUUUCUUGUGAACAGGUUUUGCACAUUAUGAGACGAGGCAGAGAGACACUACUAACAUUGCUUGAGGCCUUUGUAUAUGAUCCCCUUGUGGACUGGACCGCUGGUGGAGAAGCUGGUUUUGCUGGUGCAGUGUAUGGUGGAGGUGGUCAGCAGGCAGAGAACAAACAAAGCAAGCGGGAGAUGGAGCGAGAAAUCACUCAGAGCCUCUUUUCUUCACGAGUAGCGGAGAUAAAGGUGAACUGGUUCAAAAACAAGGAUGAAAUGCUUAAUGUGCUUCCUAAAUUGGACACUAGUUUAGAAGAAUAUCUUAACCUGCAUGAUGAGCUGACAGAGGUGGAGAAACUGCAAACAAAACUAGUGGAAGAGAUGGAGUUCUUGGAAGGAGCCGAAGCCCCAGAUCACACAUCCCAUACACUGCAGCACAGGUAUUCUGAGCACACACAGUUACAGACCCAGCAGAGGGCAGUCCAGGAAGCAAUCCAAGUAAAGCUGAAUGAAUUUGAGCAGUGGAUAACGCAGUAUCAGGCUGCUUUCAAUAGUUUGGAAGCUACUCAACUGGCUGGCCUCCUUCAAGAGAUAAGCAGCCAAAUGGACUUAGGUCCUCCAAGCUAUGUACCAGCCACCUCUUUCCUACAAAAUGCUGGCCAGGCACACCUCAUCACACAAUGUGAGCAGUAUGAAGGAGAAGUUGGUGCUCUGCUGCAGCAGAGACGUUCCAUUUUGCGUGGCUGCCUUGAACAUCUACACAACUACGCAACAGUGGCACUUCUAUACCCAAAGGCUGUGUUUCUGAAACACAGAAUUGACCAAUGGAAGACUUGGAUGGAAGAGCUUAUUUGCAACAUGACGGCAGAACACUGCCAGGAUAUCUGCAGGAAGUAUGAAAUGCAGUAUGCUCCUCAGCCGCCCCAAACUGUGUGUCAGUUUAUCUCUGCAACCGAGCUGGCGCUGCAGCGUUAUGCAGCAGAUACCAACAAUAGACUUUUGAGACAAGUGGAACGGCUUAAACAAGAGGCUGUUUCACUUCCCGCUUGCGAGGACCAGUUGAAAGAAAUAGAGCGUUGCAUCAAAGUAUUCCUCCAUGAAAAUGGGGAGGAAGGUUCUCUGAGUCUUGCAAGUGUUGUCAUCUCGGCUCUGUGCUCUUUGACUAGGCGUAAUUUAAUGAUGGAAGGUGCUGCAUCCAGCGCUGGCGAGCAGCUGGUGGAUCUUACUUCUCGAGAUGGAGCCUGGUUUUUAGAGGAGCUCUGCAGCAUGAGCGGAAAUGUUACAUGCCUGGUACAGUUACUGAAACAGUGCCAGCUUGUUCCUCAGGAUCUGGAUAUCCCCAACCCAAUGGAGACAUCUGAAGCUGUAAAUCUAGCUAAUGCUGCGUAUACCACUCUUCAGGAAUUAAACUCAAAUUUCCGUCAGAUCAUUUUUCCUGAAGCUCUUCGCUGUCUAAUGAAAGCUGAACAUACUUUAGAAAACAUGCUUCAAGAGCUGGACAAUCUCAUUGAGCAAACCACCGAUGGUACUUCUCUUCAGGCCCUGAUUGACUCUCUUCAAACUUAUCUACGCAACAUUGGCAUGGGAGUGGAAGAUGAAAGCAAUAUCCAAUACAUUGACAUUGCAAGAUCACUUCACUCACAGUAUGGAGAUUUAAUACAGCCAAGGAAUGGAUCAGUGGAAGAUACUCCAAAAAUGUCAGCUGGCCAGAUGCUACUCGUUGCUUUUGAUGGGAUGUUUGCUCAAGUUGAGACUGCAUUUGGCUUACUAGUGGAAAAGUUGAAGAUAAUGGAGGUGCCACCAGCAUGGCGGAAAGUUGAUAUUAUCCGGGAAGCACGCAGUACACAAGUCAACUUCUUUGAUAAUGAUGAACUUAGGAGUGUUUUGGAUGAGAUAUUCUUUUUAAAAAGACUGCAGACUAUUCGGGAGUUCUUCAGAUUGUGUGGCACAUUUUCUCAAACCUUAUCUGGCAAAUGUUCUCUUGAUGAUCAAAAUCCAGUAAAUGGCCCUGUGCAGUUGCUUAAUGUUAAAGCUCUCUAUAGGAAUACUUGUCUCAGUGAAGAUCAAAUGUCCAAACCGAUCAAGGCAUUUACUGCUGAUUUUGUCAGGCAGCUCUUGAUUGGUCUUCCAACGCAGGCUCUGGGGUUAACACUCUGCAGCUUCAUCAGCACCCUAGGGGUUGAUGUCAUUGCCCAAGUUGAAGCGAAGGACUUUGGAGCCGAAAGCAAGGUCUCUGUUGACGAUCUCUGCAAAAAGGCAGUGGAGCACAACAUUCACACUGCAAAGUUUUCCCAGCCGGUAAUGAACAGAGCCACUGUCCUAGCCAGUUCGUAUGACACCGCUUGGAAAAAACAAGAUUUGGUCAGACGCCUUGAAACAAACAUCGCUUCUUGCAAAACCAGCCUGCAGCGUGUACAGUUGCACAUUGCAAUGUUUCAGUGGCAACACGAGGAUCUACUUAUCAACCGGCCACAGACGAUGUCCGUUACUCCUCCACCUCGCUCUGCCAUUCUAACCAGCAUGAAGAAAAAGCUCCACGCUCUUGGACAAAUUGACUCUUCUAUCAUAGCCGUCCAGGACAAACUGGCUUCUUUGGAAGCAAGCAUUGAGCAGCGCUUGAAAUGGGCUGGGGGUGCAAAUCCUGCCUUGGCACCAGUACUUCAGGACUUUGAGACCACCAUUGCAGAGAGAAGAAAUUUUAUACUCAAGGAAACCCAGAGAACAAACCAGGUCACAUUUUUGUGCAGCACGAUCCUUCAUUUCGAAAGCUUACGCACGCGAACAGCAGAAGCAAUUAGUUUGGAUUCUGGAUUAUUUGACUUGAUCAAGCGUUGCCAGCAGAUGUGCUCCUUUGCGUCCCAGUUCAAUAGCUCAGUGUCCGAUCUUGAACUACGUUUACUGAAGAGAGUGGGACCCUGUGGAGAGAAUGCCAUUGGAAGCCCUGAGUGGCUGGUUUCUGCUCACAAGCAACUGAGCCAUGAUAUGUCAAGCCAGCGAAACCUACAGAGUGAGAAGGAUCAGCAAAUAGAAAACGUGUGUGAAACCACCCAGAAUCUGGUGGACUGCAUCAAGACCAUAUUAACUAGUCACAACAAACAACUCGGAGAUGUUAAACACCUACUUAAAGCCAUGGCAAAGGAUGAGGAAGCUGCCAUUGCAGAUGGUGAAGAGGUGCCCUAUGAGAGCAGUGUUAGACAGUUUUUGGGCGAGUACAAAUCAUGGCAGGACAACAUUCAGACUGUUCUCUUUACCUUGGUUCAAGCCUUGGGUCAGGUUCGCAGCCAGGAACACAUUGAAAUGUUGCAAGAAAUCACUCCCACGCUGAAAGAGCUAAAAAAGCAAAGCCAGGGCAUAUACAACAACCUGGUGAGUUUUGCCUCCCCUUUGGUGACAGAUGCAGCAAAUGAAUGUGCAAGCCAGACCACAUCAUCUACCUAUCUACCCAGUUUUGCUGCAGCUGUUCGUAGCAACACUGUUCAGAAGACACAGUCAGAAGGCAUGUCUCAGAAUACAAAAAAGCCAAUUCAGAAAAACCUGGCACCAUCAGCAAAUACUCCACCAAGCACCCUUCCAGGCCCUGGCAAGAGCGUUGCUUCAAGUCCUAAAAAGGCAGUUCGAGAUCCUAAAACUGGCAAAGCUGUACAAGAGAGAAAUUCGUAUGCAGUCAGUGUCUGGAAAAGAGUGAAGGCGAAGCUGGAGGGACGAGAUGUGGACGCUAACAGAAGGAUGUCUGUUGCAGAGCAGGUGGACUUUGUGAUUAAGGAGGCAACAAACCUAGAUAACCUGGCUCAGCUGUAUGAGGGUUGGACAGCUUGGGUGUGAGCAAGAAGACGGCAAACCAGCCUGGUUCAGCAAAGUCAGAAAUCCACCAGAAUCAACAAAGUCUCAGGCAUCCAUAGCCGCGCCAUGGUCGGUGUCGAUGCAUACUGGGGCUUAAUAUGAGGUAACCUAGGAAAUCCUGGUGCGGUGGGAAGGGAAUCCCACAGGAAUGCUGCACCCAGAGAAAUGUUAAACACCAAUGGUCAGCAAGCCCCAGGGCACAGAGUCAAAAGCUCACUGUCUGGCUAACACGAUUGUCUUUCUGCUACGAAAGAACUGACAAUUCAUCUGAAAGAUAACUGCAGAAAGAAAUUGGUAUCUACAGACCGCAGGGUGCUCUAGAACUCUUCCACGUGACCCUGUCAACCAUUGAGGAAACGCUACACCCUGUUCGUAAAGGGGGGGAAACUAGGGGCCAUCACGGAUUUGCAGCGAAGAAGAUGCUGUCAGUUUCUUGGGUUACUCUUGUUGCUUGGCAACAGUGCUGGUUCAGUUGACCAGCAAAGCGCAGAAGGGGCAAGGAGAUGAAGCAUGGCCUUUGAAAUUCGCUGAAAAUAAGCAGCCAAAGAACCGAAAUGUGAAGUUGGAUGGACUUCUGAGAAGAAGAAAAAGCCUUGUUCUCCGUUCUUUUCUUCCCCUUAAACCUUAAAUUCCUGUAGUUUAGAAAUACUUGUUUAAUUUCAAUUUUUGUAUUUCACACUGUAGUAAGUCUAUCAGCUUUGUUUGGUAGUUUGAUAUCUAUCACAACACAUUUAAAACCUUGGAGCAUUCAACAACGAAUCUGGAAAAAUAUAUAUAUUCUUAAUUCACACAACGAAGGUCUGUUUGGUUGCUGUAUUCUAUAAUAACCCUUUCAUAUACAGUUACCCAUGCGUUUAACUUAUGAGAACCUUUUAGUUCCACAUGCCACAUCUCUUUGAAGUCAUUUCUGUAGAUUAAGUUCUGGUCAAAAGUAAUUUGCCCAUUUGUAACCAUAUACUUUUUUUAGUUUUUUUUUUUAUAUUAAACAAAGAAGAAACUUUUUGUUUGACCAGCAUAGACUAAGUAGUGGAGUUUUACGUUGCUUACAGUUAAUAAAAAGUUAUGUUCUGGUGGA